GCGGGUCUAAGACAAGCACAAACACCGUUCCCACUCACAGUGAAGGAGCAAGGAGGUGGCAUGAUGUCGUCAGACAGGGAUAAAAGGGCUGUGUUUGGUAAAGGAAUCGCGUUCGACCCCUGCCAGCUUCGAGACCCUUGGGAGAACAGAGCCCAGAAGAUCAGUGAGAAGGGACAGCAGGAGAAGGAGGGGCAGGAAAAUAGCGACCUGAAUCGGCUUAUUAAAGAGCGGCACAUUCGACUGAUGGCAUUGGAGAAGAAAGGAAAGGGCAGAAAUAUGGUGUAUUGUCCUCUACUGAAACGGUUUAAGCUUGAUCCUCCACUAGAUGCAGCCCCGCCCCCACCUCCACCCCCACCCACUCCCAAGAAAUCACCACGACGGGUGAAGAUAGAGAUCCCCAAGCCAGUGGAGAAGAAGCCCACCCCACCUAAACCAUCACCUCCUCCUCUGCCCAAAGUCAUUCUCUCAUACAAAGACUUACAAAGACGAUCUGAGGGAAAAUGGUGGAGGGGUAUUAGGGAUAGAGAACUACCGAAUGGUCCAAGUGAAUGGUCAAAGCCCUUUAAGUGUCGACCACUGCAGUUCAGUAGAAUCCUUUACGACCAAACAAUGUCCUGGCAGCGGGGAUGGCAAACGUUCAGCCGGGAAAAAAGCAACAAACUACUGAAAGUUAAACCUUUGGAUGACAAAGUUGACCUUAAAGAGUGGAAGGAUUCUUGGAAGAUGUCCAGGCCUUUACCCAAGCAGCACACAGAAAACAGGGGCAUUACAGAAAAAGUAAAGGCUUUCAGAGAGUGGCAGAAUCGCUUGGCAAUCAGCAGAAAUAGAACAUCUACGGCAGUGGAGAAGAAAGGAAAGAGCAGGGACAUGUCUAACUUCAGGUCUAAAGUGGCACCUCCAUCAACUAUACAGAAAUCUGAGCCACCAACUCAUGAGAAAAAACAUGAACCACUCCUUCAGCUGAGGAAGGAGAGCUCUGAGGAAAAUAAGCCCUCCGCACCCAAGAGCGCAAAGCCCCCAGCCCCACAACCCAAGGAGAAGAAGCUGCUUGCCAUAAAACCGUCACCUCCUCAGGAUGACACAGUAAAUCUUCCAUGGUGGAAGAAAGUUUGUAGGACGUCCAAGCCUUCACUCAAGCAGCACACAGAGAAUCAGAUGAUUGCAGAAACUGUUAAGACAGGGACGGGCGAUGACAUGUCUGACUCCAGAAAAAUUGUGAUGAGCCUUGACAAUGAUGCUGACAUUGAAGCAGCACAUUUGGAGACCAGGUUGGGGGACCAGGUUUGGAGGCCAAGUUUGGAGGCCAGGUUUGGAGUCCAUGCUAAGGUGGUACCUCCACCCACACCACCCACAAAGACACGUGAACCACCCAAGAAAUCGCAAUUUGAUGCCCCCCAAAAAACUCAGGCUUCAUCGGACAUACUUGAUGUCAAUAAAUGGUCAGAAGCCUGGAGGACUCAACCACUGUUGUUGAACAUUAAAGAACAAGUAUCUCUGGAGGCUUGGGAGCAGGAAUGGCCAGAGUUCACAGAGGAACAAAGUGAUAAACGACUGAAUGCUAAGCCUUUGGAUGACAAUGUAAAUCUUACAGAAUGGGGGGAUGCUUGGAAGACGCCCAAACCUUUAGCCAAGCAGCACACUGAGGACUUGACGGUUACAGAGACAGUAAAGCCCAAAGCCUUGACAGGUUGGAGAGAGGCAAGGAGGCUCUCUGGUGACAGUGUUCAAGAUAAUCCUCCAAGUCUGAAGGAUUGGCGUGACUCGUGGAGUUUCUGCCAAGAACAUCGCUGGUGGAAGGUUUCUAUGGACUCCCAGAUGUCAAAACAACUUUUUUCCCAUCUAAGGAAAAGGGGUGGAGGGCUUUUUUUGUUUUGUUUUUUGUUUUUGUUUCUUUGUUUUCUUGGACACAAUACGGACUGGGGACAAUAGGACUUAAUUACCAUGACAGCCAUGAAGCAAGCAAACAAAUAAACAACACAACACAUUUAGGUUAAGACAUGAAAACGAUGACAACCAUGCAUUAUAACCUAAUUAACUUAAAGUAACUUUUUAAAGACCAAACUCGAAGAAAACUGUUAACAGUAUGUGAUGGGACAUGCGAGGAAAGGAAAGGAGAGGAAAGUAAAGGGAAGGAAAAUAAGGCUGGUAAAAAGCAAGAUGUUAUGGCAAGGAUUUUGUAAAGUGUAUGUAUGCAGAUGGGAUAGGCUGGGGGAGAUUGUGGGCUGAGGGCCCUUGGGUAAUGUUUUUGUCAGCAGAUAAACUUUAGAAAAUAUGGUGGAUAAAUGAAGAAGUCUUAUUCAGGCCAUUUACCAUUGAAGAAAAUGGUCACAGUUCCGGUCUACUUAUUAAGGAGUGGCUCUCGGGUCUGGUAAAAUUAGUUAAUUGACUGUACUGUAUAUGAACCAGAAAAAAUGAAGGAGUGAGAUGUUUCGCUUCCUCCUCCGUCUCUGACUGUAGGCAGUUCCUACUCCCAUCAUGACCCAAACUGACAGAGCUGCACUAGUUGACUUCAAGAAACCUGAAGAAGCUUCCUUUUCAGAUAUGUAGUGUUUGAUAUUAGCAAAUGUGGGACACCUUUUAAUUUUAAGUGGGCAAGGAUGUGACAGGGUAUAGCUGAUAUUGUUGAGUUAAUUAACAUAGUCAUGUUACAUGCCUCCUAUUGGUCUGUUCGAACUGAUUCUUUGUGUUUUGUCUUAAUUGAUUGCAGGUGUGACUGCGGAGCAUGCGUCUCCUCCUGUUAUCUUAAAAUGGCUGCAUUUCCUGCCAACCAGGAAGAGGAAAAAAGAGCCGCUGCUACCUCCAAGUCCCCAGACUAGCUCUAGCCUAUGGACUGAACUCCCAAUCACAGUUGAAAAUAAUUAUAUCUAGUCUCUGUGUUUAUUGUGAAAUUCUGAGUAUAUCUUGUCGGAUCAGUGUCUGUGAGGACUUGGAGACAGUCAGCAAAGGUAAUUCUUGUUUUUUUGUGUGUUUGUGGGCUUGGCUAUUCCAUGCAUGUAGCACUUUAAAGUCUUUCAGACAUUUUUGAGAGUUAUGAAUGCAUUUUUUGUUACACUUAAUACAGUUUGCUGUGCGUGCACUAUAGAUGGGUUAGCUGAUAACGUCACAAAUGAUUCGUACGUUUUCAAUGGUGAUUUCUGGAUGGCCAGACAGCUUCCAACAAUGACAAACUGCCUGUGGGGAAUCUGGAACUGUUUGUCUUCGUAAUGAAUCUACAGUGUGUAUAUACCACAACCUGGGAUUGGAUUCAUCCCAUGACUGAAGCUUCAGUUUCUCAGCCAAUUAUAGCACAGGGGGAGGUGGCAUGAUGUCGUCAGACAGGGAUAAAGGGACAGUGUACGACAACUUCCAGCUCAGGAACCAAUGGGAGAACAGAGCUAAGCAGUUCAGUCAGAAGGGACAACUGGAAAAGGAGAGACAAGGAAAGAGUGCCUUGAAUGGGCUUUACAAAAAGUGGCAGUCUCGCCUGGCGAACACAAAUGGAACCCCUACGGCAGCGGAGAAGAAAGGAAAGGGCAGCAACAUAUCUGACUUCAGAAAGGUUGCGGUGAUCCCAGACAUUGAUGCUGACAUCGAAAGAGCCAUGUUUAAGGUGGUACCACCACCAAAGAUUCCCAAACCUGCUCCAUCCCCACCACCCAAAAAGAAACCACCCAAGAGGGCAAAGCCCCAAGUUCUCAAACCAGCCGGAGGCUGGGAUGAGUCAUGGAAGAGCCUGAAGCCCCCAGAGCAGGAAGUCCAACCUGAGGAAAAAUGGUGGAGGGAUUUGAAGCCAGAUAGAUACCUACCUCUCAGUGAAUGGGCAAGGCCCUUCAAGUGUCGACCACUGUUAUUCAGUUUCAUCCUUCACCAGCAAACAGAGUGGUGGCAGCGAGGAUGGCCAGUGUUCAGCUGGGAACAAAGCAACAAACUAUUGAAAGCUAAGCCUUUGGAUGUCGAAGUAAACCUUCUAGGGUGGGAGGACGCUUGGAAGACAUCCACAUAUUUAUCCAAGCAACACAUUGAGAACCAGAUGAUUACAGAAACAGUACAGCUCAAAGCCUUCUUCCCAGGCUGGACAGAAUCUUGGAAGGUCGCAGGUGAAAAUGUCCAAAACAGUGGCCGAUAUCUGAGGGAUUGGCACGAGUCCUGGAGUUUGUGCCAAGAACACCACUGGUACAAGGCCCCCAUAGACUCCCGGUUGAUGUCAAAACAUGUGUUGUCCGAUGAGUUGUUGAUCUCUCAGCUUGAUGAGGAUAUCCCAUCUUCAUCAGAUUGGAUAGAGUCCUGGAAAUCUGUGAAAUCUCAGCCCCAGUACCAAGAGUCCCAGUCAGAGCCCAAAGGGACUGAAUUAAAGGUAGAAAUGUCCCAUGUGCCACUGCAUUUCCAGUUCCACAAGCUUAACACACCUUUCUCAAACUGGCACGAGUCUUGGAAAGUGUCAACUGCAAAUAAUGAAGCAAUUGAAGAUGGAUGGAAAGGUUCCUGGAAGAUAUGUAGUCAGCAUCAAAAUGACACAAAUGCCCAAAGAGAUGUUGUGUUUUUCUCAAAUAAGUACAAGACCCAAAGGUUCCGGGGUGUUGACAGCAUGCCUCAGAGUGAAUGGUCUAAAUCCUGGAAGACCCCCAUGCGUCCCCAACAUACUUUCUUGCCAGGUUGGAAAGAAUCUUGGAAACAAAACAGCAAUCCAUAUUGGAAGGAUUGGCAUGAGUCCUGGAGUUUGUGCCAAGAACAUCACUGUUGCAAGUCCUUUAUGGACUUCCAGUAUUGCCAUCAUGCUAUGAUGAUGUCAAAAUGCUUGCUGACCAAUGAGCUGUUGAGCUCCCAGCUUGAUGAGGAAAUCCCAUCUUCAUACGAGUGGAUUGUGUCCUGGAAAUCUGUGAAACCUUAUCCUCAGUCCCAGUCAGAUUCAGAAGAAACUGAAUCAGAGUUGGAAAUGUCCCACUGCAUCUUCAGUUCUACAAGCUUAACACACCUUUCUCAAACUGGCAUGAGUCUUGGAAAGUGUCAACUGCACAAGCUGUAGCAGGUAAAGAUGAACAACAUCCUUCAACAGAAUGGGCGGAUUCCUGGAAGAUAUCUUGGACGAACCUAAAGAGAAAUGACUUAAAACCCCAAAGGGAUGUUGUAUUUUUCUCAAGGCAUAAGACUGAAUGUGUUUUGAGUGUUGACUGUAUGAUCCAGAAUGAAUGGUCUGAAUGCUGGAAGACCAUCAAGCCUACCCAAUACACUACGACACAGGAGGAGGAGGAAAAAGAUGGCCGUUCUGAUUCCUCUAAACAUUUGUCACAUCUAAUAGAGAUUCCUUUGAAUGAUUGGGCAGAAUCAUGGAGGUUCAAGCCAGAAGAUGAGAGCCCCACCUCACCCAAGACGGCACAGCCCCUAGCCCCAAAACCAGAGGAGGAGAUGCUGAAAGCCAGCACACCAUCACAUCCUCAGCCUUACAAAUACAAUCUUAACCAGGCAAUCUGGGGUGAUUCCUGGAAAAUCCUAAAGCCCCCACAGAAGGAAGUCCCAUCUGGAAAAAAAUGGUGGAGGGUGUUUAAGCAGGACAGAAACCUACCUUUCAAUGAAUGGGCAAAGCCCUUCAAGUGUCGACCACUGCUAUUCAGUCGCUUACUGCACACACAAACAACAUCCUGGCAGCAGGGAUGGCCAGCGUUCAGCCGGGAACAAAGCAACAAAAUACUGAACGCUAAAGAUUUGGAUAACAAAGUAAACCUUCCAGAGUGGGAGGAUGCAUGGAAGACACUCAAGCCUUUACACAAGCAGCAUACUGAGAACAAGAUGAUUACAGAAAGAGUACAGCCCGAUGGCUUCUUGCCAGGUUGGACAGAAUCUUGGAAGGUCGCAGGUAACAAUGUUCAAAACAACAAUCCAUAUCUGAAGGAUUGGCAGGAGUCCUGGAGUUCUUGUCAUGAACAUCACUCAUACAGGGCCUCUAUAGACUCCCAGAAUCGGCAGUAUCUCCCUGUAUCACUAAAACACAAGCUGUUCAAGGAUCUGUUGAUCUCCCAGCUUGAUGAAAACAUUACGUCCUCACCAGAAGGGGUAGAGUCCUGGAAAUCUUUGAAAAAUCAACCUCCGUCCCAGGCAGAGCCCGAAGAAAUUGAAUCAGAGAUAGAUAUGCCUGAUGUGCCACUGCAUCUCCAGUUCCACAAGAUUAACACACCUUUCUCAGACUGGCACCAGUCUUGGAAAGUGUUAACUGCAGAAAGUGAAGGCGAAAAACAACAGAGAGAAUGGAAUGGUUCCUGGAAGAUAUAUUGUCCGUAUCUGUCAAAAAACAACACAAAAGCCCAAAAUGAUUUUGUGUUUUUGUCCAAUAAGCAUAAGUCUUACAAGUGCCUGGGUGUCGAUCAUGCUGAAAACAGCAUGCCUCAGAAUGAAUGGUCUGAAUCUUGGAAGACAAAGCAGCACCAGCAGCAGUUGGAGGACUGGGCAGAGUCUUGGAGGUUAUCUGUCGCCCCAGAAUCCAACAACUCAGUAUCACUGGACCGGUGGAAACAAUCAUGGAGACUCUCAAAACCAAAUCACCCACAUCCGCUUAACCAGGGCACAGAGCCUCUCAUACACAACAGCCCCAAACACUACAUGCAACUCCACGAGGUUGUACUGCCGCAAGCAGAAUGGAGCAACUCCUGGCAGUACCUCAAGUCAGACACUCUGGAUCCUAACACGAAGAAGGAAACAGACAUACAGUAGAACAUUAUAACAAAUGAUCAGAUAUGUAUUUGAUCCUAUACUAUUUUUACUUCAUGUCAAUAUACAUACUUGUUAAAUGUCUUAUUACUGGACACAUUAGAGUGAGACUAGCAGAAUUAUCUGCUGCAGGGAGGAGGUUGGGGUGGAUGAAGUGUAGUUCGCAUUGCUCUUGGAAACUUUAAAUCUAACCUAAACUAAUUAUUUCUAUUCUAUUGACUGAAAUGUUGUUUUCUACCUGCUGUUGUUGCUACUUCUAUUGUUGCUGGUUGUCUUUGUGACUAAAUUCAUGCUUGAUUGACAAACACUUUAUCCAUCUGGGAUUAAUAAAUAUAAUUUAAUUAUCAUAUUAAUUGCUAAAGUAACAUCAAUGUUGAAGGUUUCUCUCAAAUUGCCAGAGCGUUCACCAGGACUGAACUGGGAUCUUGUAACGAUGUGCGCUGAGAGUUGGGAAGAAAGUUCAGGGAGUGAGUGUUUAAAUAAAUAAACACAACUUAAUACAAAACAAAACACAUGCACAGACAUGACACUGGAACAGAAACAAUGACACCUGGGAAAGGAACCCAAGGAGUGAUGCAUGUAGGGCAGGUAAUCAAGGAGGUGAUGGAGUCCAGGUGAGUCCGGUGCGAUAACGAGCAGCCUGGUGACCUAGAGGCCGGAGAGGGAGCACACAUGACAGAUCUGAAUUCAGGACAGCAACAUUCUGUCCAAAUGCAACCAUUUAGACAGGACCACUGGGCUAAAGAUGGACCAGCUCAUCUGGCAUUUGGGCAAACUUUUGGUGUUCACCUUUUGACCUUUUUUCUGUUCCAGGCUAUUAUUAUUUAACACAUCUUCAUGUAACAUGAGAGAACAUUGAACAUGUGUCAUAUGUAGUUCCAUGGGAAAGCAGGGCAUAAUGACAAAACCAAUCAUCUGCACAGUGGUAUAAAGUACUUACACUAAGUAAAAAAUACUUAAGUACUACUUAAGAUGUUUUUGGGGUAUCUGUACUUUACUAUUUCUAUUUUUGACAACUUUUACUUCACUGCAUUACUUUUGACAUUUUCUAUUAAUGUAUGACAAUUGGGUACUUUUUCCACCACUGCAAUGCAUAAAUAGAUCACAGAGACACCCUAGGUUUAAAAUGAAUGGAAUACGAAUAGCCAGUCCUUAGCAUCCACAGGAGGGUAAUAUCAAACAUGUUAAGAUUACCCAAAUCAUGAUUUCAAACUAAACCAAACCAUCAAUACAGAGAAACUUUAGUGCCUUGGCGACUCUGGGCCAUGGCUCUUAACCUCAUCUUGAUGGGCUGGAGUUCAACAACAACAGUGAAACAUUUUAUUUGACAAAUGUCAAUGUUUUAUUAUGGUUGUUUAAUUUGCCUCUUACCACAAUAUGGCCUUUGCACAUUGAAAUAUCAUCAAAAGUUUGAAGCAUGGGAUGAGCUAAGCACAUUAGGGGAAAAUGGAGUUUAUGAAAAAUCAGAUUGAGGUCUACAAACAAAUAAAUUAAAUGUAAUUCCUAAAUUA
Oncorhynchus kisutch (coho salmon) is the source of this 8189-nucleotide messenger RNA. Its product is annotated as hepatoma-derived growth factor-related protein 2. The coding region runs from base 61 to 1929 and encodes 622 amino acids. Lineage: Eukaryota; Metazoa; Chordata; Actinopteri; Salmoniformes; Salmonidae. The transcript has 6 exons. The record is from RefSeq and is a predicted model, not a curated record.